Molecule: messenger RNA, 2542 nt
Organism: Leguminivora glycinivorella
Lineage: Eukaryota; Metazoa; Arthropoda; Insecta; Lepidoptera; Tortricidae
Exons: 14
Coding region: 164-1924 (586 amino acids)
Source: RefSeq, a predicted model, not a curated record
AGAAAAGUGUGCAGUUUAUAAACAAAAUUCAGGAAAACAAAACUACGAAUGUGUUCAAUAGUGGUUUCGGAGGAAUAAAGAAUUUAAAGAAGAAACUUUGUCUUUUACACCAAGAAUUUGCUAGCUGUGUUUGUUAAAAUUUUGGCUACCAAAAACAUACACAAUGAAAAAGCUUAGGGAAAUACUUGAUCAUCGAAUAUGCUGGCUUAUUGGAAAUGCUGUGUUCUUUGUGGUUUUCUGCAUUACAAUGUUGGUGUCAUCGAUCGCUGGUCAGCAAGGAAUCACAGACUACAAUGCCACAGUACACGAUUACACGCUCGACAAUGAAAUGUAUGAUAAUUGUUCGCAAACCGAUUAUAAGGAAUAUUGCCAAGCAAAGGGUGUGUGUCAAGCCGGUCAACAUAUAAUGUGCAUGUACUUCAAAACGGGGAUGACAAUGGGCCCAAUGUGUGAAAAGGGCAGAAUGUUUAAAGUGAAUCAUGAAAUAAGAAAAGCCAUUAUAGAAGAAAUUGCUAUGAUGAGGCAAGAAGUUUUAGAUGGCACUGCCCGUGGUAGGCACGAUGUUAUUCUCCCUAGGGGAUAUAAUAUGAGAGAAAAAUUGCUGUGGGACUUCGAUUUAGCAUUUUUUGCACAAGUUUGGGUGAAUCAGUGCCAACAUUCCCUCGAUUAUUGCAGAGCUACAACAGCUUUUCCAGACCCGGAACAGUUUGUUGGGAUCGAUACAUUCACCCACCCGAACUGGGAGCCAAUAAGAAGAGACACAAAAAUAGACAAAAUGGAGAAGCAUUGCUUGACGACUAAUAAAGUAACAGAGGCAGUUAGAUCAAUAAUAAAAUUAUUGAAAGACACGGGCAAAGAAGAGGUCACACCGAGAAUGAUAGCUAAUUAUCAGGGUGGGCCAAGAAAUGUAUACUUGAGUAUGAUCUACGAGGGUACCACACACAUUGGCUGUGGAAUGGCCCAUUACGUCGGAUAUCAAAGAUUAGACGACAGUUCAAAUGAAAACGUUAGAGGAAACACACACGAUGUAUUCGUUGUUCAACUGGUCUGCAAUCUCUCACACAAGCCUGCACGCGACAAACCUGUCUACAAUCUAACCGCACCGCCGACUCCGCCGACUCCGAGGACAACACCGACGACGACGCCUAUGACGACCCCGUCUACAACUACUACUACUACUACAACUACAACAACAACAACAACAACAACUACUACUACUACUGAGACUACUCCUGAAGCUAGUUCUGACGACAUAGACAAUACUCCAGAAACUACUCCUGACGAUAUAGAUGAAUUGUCUACUACAGAGAGAACUACUACUACUACAGUUAGGACAACCACCACUCGCUUAACUACACCACAUCGUGAACAAGAUCAUGAUUAUAGACCAGAUAUAGGUAUCCCUGAAAUAAGGAACGUGGUGCCUGGUAGUCCAAAAGGCGUUUUGGUUAUGCCAAUCAUAACUGUAGAGGACCCUCCUCAUAAGCUACUUCAACAAAGAAAUAUCGCAUUAAGAAGAAACACAGGAAGCAUAUCUAAUUAUAAUAUACUUGGUAACAAUAACCAACGAUCUAAGAUAACAGCACAUUCAAGAAAAACCAGUGUUUUCGCUAGAGCGCCUAUAUUUAACCUUUCACCUCAAAACCACGAUACAAAUAUAAACCUCGAAGAAAAGGUAUCCCUAAAGAAACAUUUAAAAACACUUCUUGACCAAGUGCCAAGAAGAGAAAUUCCACAGUUGAAAGAAUUACUCAAACAAAUGGUGAGGUCACACAAAUCAGAAGGAGAUCACCAAAGACUAGGACCUAUAGAUUUUGGUACGACAGCUUCUAAUACGCAAGAACAGUUCAAUCAUGUUCCAUCAAUGUUAAUGGUGAACCCGAUGAAGCGGUAUCGCGAUUCACAAAUAACUUUAACGAAAUGACUCAUGGUUCGCACUUUGUUGGUAGUGGUAUAGCUGUGGAUCCUAGUAAAGCAAAUAUUGUUAUUGUUCAGAGCAAUAACCCGGAUGUGGAUACGCAAGCCGAAUAUCAUCUUCCACUAAUUCGAAAACAAAAACCAUUAGUGCACGCCAAAAGAAACGAUGAACCUAAAAAUGUUGCUGAUGAUAAGUGGGCAGCAGACGGGUACCAUACAGGACAUAAACAAGUUAGUAGUCUUUUACCCGAAAACGAGCUCCCAAUUAUUGACCAUAACCAAGACAAGCCAAACCAACACAAAACAUUUGAAAAUGACGCGGGAAGACAACACACUUAUGGUGCUGGAAAUAAAAUGAAUGGCCAUAUACACAUUCCGAUUGAUGGAAAUUUCAAGCGAAGAUUGUAUUUUGAAAACGAAAUCACAAAAUUAAAGAGAAGACUGCAAAAUUUACGUCAGCAUAUACAUAUAAGUAAUGUUGAUAUACACGAUCAAGUCCGUCCCGUGAAGUCGCAGAGUGGCCAAAGAAAAGCCAAAUAUGAUGAGAGCAAAGACUUUUACAUGCCGGAAAGUGCACACCCUUUGCAUGAGUAUUAAUAAAAAAAAUGUUCAUAUUAUUUUUAUU